GGCAGGACACGCAGGCGACAAGGACUGAGGAGGAUUGGACACCCCCUGGAGCCCUCAUCUCAUGGGCGACUGGAGAGAGCGCGGUGCUGCUGGCCGUGGCCAUGGUAGCGGCGCAGAAGCGGCCGCCGAACUACAACCCGGCGUCCAUGCCGGAGACGGACUUCGACUGCAGCGACAAAGUCAUCGGCGGCUACUACGGGGACGCGGAGACCGAGUGUCAGAUGUUCCACGUGUGCGUCAAGGUGCCGGGCAUCGGGGUUCAAGACUUUAGAUUCUUGUGCCCGAACGACACGGCAUUCGACCAGGAGAACCAGGUGUGCGACGACUGGUACAACAUCGACUGUGAGUCAUCAUCCCUUUACUUCGGAGACAACUUCGAUUUAUUCCGGAUUGGUGCGGGCCAGACGUCCAACCCGAGGCCGAACGGGUCGAGGCCGUCGCCGACCCCCAUCCCGCUCGGGCCGUCCACCCAGCGCCCGGCCCUCAACGGCCAGCCGCAGCCGGGCGCGCCCCAGGGCCUGCCGCCGGCGCCGCGCACCAAGCCCAUCGCCUCCAACCACGCCGGCGAGGAGGACGACGACUUCUUCCUGCAGCGCGCCGACACCGGGGACCGCCGCCUUCACCACGGCACCAGCAGGGACAUCUUCAAGGGCUCGCAGAGUGGCAACUUCUUCAACAGCAAGAACGGCGGCAAGGAUGACGACGACGACUACGAGCCGGACUACAGGCCCAACGCGUUCCGCCACAGCCAGAAGGCCAAGACCACCGGGCCGCUGCCCCAGUUUGUGCAGCAGUACCAGCAACAGCCCAAGCAGCAGCCCCAGCAGCAGGCACAGCCCCAGCAGGCCCAGCCCCAGCGCAACAACUUCCAGCAGCCGCAGCAGCAGACGACCCCCCAGCGCAACAACUUCCAGCAGCCGCAGCAGACGACUCCCCAGCGAAACAACUUCCAGCAGCAGCAGACGACGCAGCCCGCCCGCCAGAACUACCAGCAGCCCCAGACCACUCCGCGGGCCGUGCAGCAGCAGCAGCCGCAGCAGCAGACCACCAACUUCCCCCAGCAGGACAACUUCAACCAGCAGCGCAAAAAGAAGGUGACCGUGCGCAGGAAGCUGGUGCAGAAGGGCAGCCAGGACCAGGACCAGUACCAGCAGUACAAGCAGCAGCAGCAGCAGGACCAGUACCAGCAGCAGCAACAGCAGGACCAGCAGCAGCCGCGCCGAAGCGAGUACCAGGACGACGAGGAGUACUACCGCACCUACCAGCACGACCAGCACUCCAACAUCGACAGCCCUAACCAGGCCUUCGGACAGCGAGGCAACUUCCCCGCCAUCCGCACCACCAUCGCACCGAUCACGCACGCGUCCACGGCCGCCACCCAGGAGACCCGCGGCUUCAACACGCAGACGCAGGGCUUCGCGUCGGGCGCCCCGACCACCGCCUUCACCGCGGCCACGACCACCGUGGUGGACGCGGCGCGCAACCACAACUACCAGACCAAGGCGAGGUACAACACCAUCCAGCGCUCCCGCGGCGAGCAGCCCACCACGGCCACCGAGUACUUCACCUCGCCGUCAACGCCCGCGCCCACCACGGCCCAGCAGAAGCAGUACUCUCUGUUCUACGCCAAACAGCAGCAACAGCAGCAGCAACAGCAGCAGCAGCAGCAGACCAACCCGCCGACCACUCAGCAGCCCUUCUUCCAGCAGCAGCGAGGCUCCUCCCCCGCGGCCACCACGACCACCGCCGCCGCGGCCAACAACAACAACAACAACCGCUUCAACUACAACACCUACAGGCUAAACAACGGCGGCAGCACGACCCAGUCGGACGACUACGAGCGGCCCGAGGAGCAGGAGUUCCUCAAGACGGCGCACUCGAGCAACUACCGCGCCAGCGACUUCAACUCGUUCAACCGCGCCAGCUUCAACACCAAGGACAGCGGCAGCGCGUACAACACAAAGGCGGCGGGCAACCAGACCACGACCAGUGUGCAGACCACUAAGCCCAGCUCCGCUUUCCCCGUGUACUUCCCGACCAGCCCGCGGCCCGCGCCCUUCAGCCCGCCGCAGACCACGGCGUCGCCACAGCCGCGCCAGGCCACCUCCGCCGCCUCCUCCGGCACCUCGGCCCGCGACAACUACUACAGCCCGCAGAACGCCCCCAGGCCGUUCUCGCCCUCGCCCGCGCCCAACAACGGCAGCCCGGCCACCAGCGCGCCCAGCACGGUCGCCGCCUUCAACAACCAGUUCAACAGCCGGCAGCCCUCGUCUAGGGCGAGCGCCGUCGCGGCCCCCGCCACCACCUCCGCGCCCGCGCCGCCCCCCAAGAAGUACACCGCCAAGGUGCUGCCCAACAGCGGCUCGGCCAGUCCCACGGCCGCCGCGCCACUCAAGUCGACGGCGUCCGCCAUCAAGAACGACUACGACUACGCCUACUACGACGACAGCGACGCGGGGGCCUACGAGUACGGCCUGGACCCCAUCAGCGACUCGCACUUCGCCAAGACGCGCACCGACAGCGUCAAGGUCAAGAGCGACCAGCAGUGAGUGACCUCACGGGCGCUCCCGGGGUCGGAGCCAGAGGGGGCCGCGAGGGGGGGUCCUCCGCCCUCCGGCCGCCCUCUGGACCCGCCCCCGCGGCGCGUUGAGCCAAGUGACCAGGUGGGUGACGCACCCCGGCGUCGAGAGGACGCGCCGGUACUGACUGACGACGAGAAGUAAAGAGGGCGGCUGAGAGCGCCCGGCCGGCCGACCGUGUUGCGUCGUGUUAAAGUUGUUGUUAUGUGUUGAAAAAACGGAAAACAAAGAAAAGAGAGGUAAUUUUACAGAGACUUUUCGUUGCGGCAGGGUUAUACCUGAAGAGGAGUGCCAGGAAACGUCGGAAACUACGUAUCGUACGAAAUUAAAAUGAAAAGACCUCAAAAUUAUACGACUUGAAAAGCUUUUGGGGAGGAACGUUUUGUCCUAUUUAUACAAUAUUAUUUGUUGUUUCACAAAUGUUUCUUGGCAUUGCCUCCUUAGCCUCCAGAUUGGCCCAGAGUGUUAUUCUGAUGUAGUAGCCUUUAGACUAGAGUUUGACAAAUGCCUUUUACGUAUGUGGUGUGUACAAAUUUAAAAGUAUUUUCCGAUAGUUUACUGCUGUCAAAUUCUGUCUUGGGGCGUUGGAAAUCUCUGUGCGGAUCUCCGCAGGCUAGAGCGUAAUGAAUGGACCUGAGAAAAAAUGCUGCAAGCAUGUCUGUCUAAUUUCGUCUGUAAGUAUGAAAUGCAGCUCAAUGUGUUCCUUAUUUAAUUGUCUAUCAUCUUCUCUUUUGUAAUUUCUUUUUUUUACUGGUGUGUAUAUGUAUGCGAAUGUGUGCGUGAGUGUCUGUGUUGUAUGUGUGUGAACAAGUAAAUAAAUGGUAGGUGGGAGCCAUAUUAGACCAAGAAAAAAUGCAUUACAUUGCAUUUUUUGUGGUAAGAGUAUUUGCAAAAAGUAUUGACAACAAAGCUAAGUCAACGUUGUCCUAAACAAUGUCAAUUUCCCCACCUACUUCUCAGUGUACUUAGUCGCGGUUCUUAUGUGACCUGCUUCUGAAAGCCUGCUAUAAUGUACAGAUGUUUUCCCCUAAUAUGAUACAAUCAGACGGAUCAUUGUCGAGAAACUGGCACAUGUACUGACCUAAUUUGCGAAGAAAUGUGAAGUUACCAAACUGUUGAUGCUUCCUAGAUUCAUCUCAGAGUGAUUUUAAGUCAUGAAACUAUUUUGUUUAAUAAUUGUAAGUCUUAAAAGGAAAGAAAAGUUUAAUUACUCCCAUAAAUUAAUUAAACGCCAACCACAAAAGAAUGAAUACAACUCAGUAAUUGUAAGAGAUGAGGAAGCAUGAAACCAAUUUAUGUUGCCAAUACUGUAAAUAAUAAAUACUAUCCCGGAGACUGUUAAUAAAUCUCUCUUUAAACUCGAUGGAUGUUUCAGGCGCGAUUUUUUUGUGCCAGUACUUUUAAAUUUGUGUAAAUAGCGUAAAAUAAAGUCAUACCCUGAUGA
Molecule: messenger RNA, 4023 nt
Organism: Frankliniella occidentalis (western flower thrips)
Lineage: Eukaryota; Metazoa; Arthropoda; Insecta; Thysanoptera; Thripidae
Product: putative mediator of RNA polymerase II transcription subunit 26
Exons: 6
Coding region: 102-2549 (815 amino acids)
Cellular component (GO): extracellular region
Molecular function (GO): chitin binding
Source: RefSeq, a predicted model, not a curated record